Babjeviella inositovora NRRL Y-12698 is the source of this 1120-nucleotide messenger RNA. It is a transcript of the gene PHB2, whose product is annotated as prohibitin subunit. Lineage: Eukaryota; Fungi; Ascomycota; Pichiomycetes; Serinales. The transcript has a single exon. Gene Ontology annotation, biological process: mitochondrion organization. The coding region runs from base 41 to 955 and encodes 304 amino acids. Gene Ontology annotation, cellular component: membrane; mitochondrion. The record is from RefSeq and is a predicted model, not a curated record.
CCCCGUUGUUUCCAUUUUCCACCACUAAACACAAUACAACAUGUCUGCUAACGACCAAUGGCAAAGAUUUGCCAGAGAUAUGCAAAAGAGAGCGCAACAAGCCAGCGGUUCCGGCGGUCCUAAGAUGCCAAAGAACCCGUUGGGAAUGCUUGCUGGUGCCGGUGGGUUGAUUGCUCUCGGUGGGUUGGCCUUGAUCGGCCAAAAUGCGUUGUUCAACGUUGACGGUGGGCAGAGAGCGCUCAUCUAUAGUCGUGUUGGCGGUAUUCAGCCAACCAUCUUGAACGAAGGAACCCACUUCGUCAUCCCGUGGUUGCAGACCCCAAUUAUCUACGACGUCAGAGCCAAGCCAAGAAACGUCGCCUCUUUGACUGGUACCAAGGAUUUACAGAUGGUUAACAUCACUUGCCGUGUGUUAUCGAAGCCAAACAUCUUGGAAUUGCCAACCAUCUACAGAACCUUGGGUGCCGACUACGACGAAAGAGUGUUGCCAUCUAUUGUCAACGAGGUUUUGAAGUCUGUGGUUGCCCAGUUCAACGCUUCCCAGUUGAUCACCCAGAGAGAAAAGGUCUCCCGCUUAGUGCGCGACAACUUGCUCCGUAGAGCUGCAAAGUUCAACAUUAUGUUGGACGAUGUCUCCAUCACCUACAUGACCUUCUCCCCCGAAUUCACCGCCGCUGUCGAGGCGAAGCAAAUCGCCCAACAGGACGCUCAGAGAGCUGCCUUCAUUGUCGACAAGGCCAGACAGGAGAAGCAAGCCACUGUUGUCAAGGCUCAGGGUGAAGCCAAGUCCGCAGAGUUGAUUGGUGAGGCGAUCAAGAAGUCUAAGGAUUACGUUGAAUUGAGAAGAUUGGACACCGCUAGAGAAAUCGCUUCGAUCUUGGCCCAAUCACCAAACAAGAUCUUGUUGGACAACGAAACCUUGUUGUUGAACACCGUCAGCGAUAGUCGUAAGUGAGUAGCCGUAUCAUGCCUGGCCCUGUUUGUAUAUAUUCCUCAAUUUUAUGCUUCAUGAUUUAAACACGUUGCUAGGUUAUCAUGCACAUUUUUUGUGUUUUCUUCUAACUUAGAGAGACUGCUGUCAGGUGUCUAAUGGAGAAUAAAUGUAUAUUUGAAGGUCGUG